AUGGCGGGACGGUUUGUGGAAUACCUGCCCGAAGCAAAGUUGAAGGAAUUGCGUGAUAUAGCAAACGCAAUUGUUAGUCCUGGAAAGGGCAUUCUAGCUGCAGAUGAGAGCGUUGCUACCAUCGGUAAACGCUUUAAAUCUAUUAAUCUUGAGAACACUGAGGAAAAUCGCCGUAACUACCGACAACUUCUGUUCAGUUCUGACCCUUGCUUGGCCAAGUACAUAUCAGGAGUCAUCCUCUUUCACGACACGGUUUACCAGAAGACGGACGAUGGAACACCUCUUAUCGGUCUCUUGCAGGACCGUGGAAUUAUCCCUGGGAUUAAGGUUGACAAAGGCGUAGUUCCGUUGGCUGGAACUCAUGGUGAGGGAACUACCCAGGGUUUGGAUGGUUUAAGCGAACGCUGUGCGCAGUAUAAACGAGAUGGUUGCCACUUUGCUAAAUGGAGAUGCGUUUUGAAAAUUCAGGAGCACACUCCUUCCUAUCAAGCUAUGAUGGAGAAUGCCAAUGUGCUGGCUCGAUAUGCUGUAAUCUGCCAGCAAAAUGGUAUUGUCCCCAUUGUUGAACCAGAAGUGCUUCCAGACGGAAACCAUGACCUUUUUGUCGGGCAAAGAGUGUCUGAAGAGGUGCUUUCAUUCGUGUACAAGGCUCUAGCCGACCACCACGUCUAUCUGGAAGGAACGCUUCUCAAGCCCAACAUGGUAACUGCUGGUCAAAGUUGCAGUCAGAAGUACACAAAAGAGCAAAAUGCUGUGGCCACAAUCCAGACUCUUCAACGCACCGUCCCCCCUGCUGUUCCUGGAGUGGUUUUCCUCUCAGGUGGAAUGUCUGAGCUUGACGCAACGUUGAACCUGGAUGCCAUUAAUAAGGCAAAAAUGAAAAAGCCAUGGGCACUAUCUUUUAGUUUCGGUCGUGCUCUACAGGCUUCCGUCAUUCAGACGUGGCAAGGCAACUCGGAUAACACCCUGGCUGCUCAGUGUGAACUGCUCAAGCUGGCUAAAGCAAACUUUAACGUAUUUGAAUCUUCCGGAGAAGAAGGUUUUGCCAACUGUAAUAAGGUUAAAGAUUCUUCCUACGACGCUACCGACAAUUCAUCUGAGGUAUCCGCAGCCUUAGACUCUCAAAGUUAUUACAGCCUUGAAGUUGGUAGCGCUGCCACAUUAUUUGUGGCAGCGCUACUCGUCUUGUUUAAGGUGGCAUAUCCACUAAAACCGCCAGCUUUUCCUGAGACUUUUGCGUCGGUGGAUUAUGACGUGGUGGUUGGAUGUACCGAGGCGGCUUGGGGAUGGUUGGAUGUGCACCUGUCGAACGCCUCUUGCAAGUUUGCAGAGGUUGGACUUCAAUCAAUAGAGGCCAAAAUGGAGACGAGUGGUGAUGGCGGUGUCAGUGGUGGGACUGGGACCGCGACCUACCUGCGAUUUGCUGAGUACCUUCCAGAGACAAAACUCUCCGAACUUAGAGACAUUGCCAAUGCCAUCGUUGCGCCUGGAAAGGGCAUUCUUGCAGCUGAUGAAAGUGUGUCCACUAUCGGAAAAAGGUUGGACUCGGAACAUAUCGCUAACACAGAAGAAAAUCGUCGCAGAUAUUGCGAAUUAUUGUUUUCAGCAGAUAAGAGCAUCUCAAAGUACAUAUCUGGGGAACGUUCCAUAAUCCCGGGAAUCAAAGUGGACAAGGGAAUCAAGCCACUGGCUGGAACUAGGGGCGAGAAUACCACGCAAGGUCUGGACGACUUGGCAGAGAGAUGUGCGGAUUACAAACGAAGGGGAUGCCAUUUUGCCAAGUGGAGGUGUGCUUUGAAGAUCACAGAACACACCCCCAGUUGCCUCGCUAUGCUUGAGAAUGCUAACGUUCUAGCUAGAUAUGCUGUCAUUUGUCAGCAGGCAAGCUCUAUCAUUUUUGAGCAUUCACAAGUUCUUCCAGACGGAAAGCAUGACCUCUACGUUGCACAGAGAGUGACCGAAGAAGUACUGGCAUUCCAAUAUAAGGCACUGGCAGACCAUCAUGUUUACUUAGAGGGUACGCUGCUGAAACUGAAUAUGGUCACUGCUGGCCACGACUGUCCAUGCACCUUCUCUCUGGAACAAAAUGCUGUUGCCACUGUGCAGACUCUUCAGCGCCACGUUCCUCCUGCGGUCCCGGGAAUAACCUUUCUCUCUGGCGGGAUGUCAGAAGUGGACGCAACAAAAAAUCUAAACGCAAUCAACCAGUGCUCAAUGAAAAAGCCGUGGGCACUCACAUUUAGCUUUGGCCGAGCGCUGCAGGCCUCGGUCAUAAAAAUUUGGUCGGGCAGGGAAGAGAAUGUCCCGGCUGCUCAGCACGAACUCAUCAAGCUCUGCAAGGCCAACAGCGAGGCUGCAUUGGGGGCAUUCAGCGGAGAUCUGCAAACAUCAGCUGGAAUUCAGUCGUUAUUCGUUGCAAACCACGUUUAUUGA
Hydatigera taeniaeformis is the source of this 2433-nucleotide messenger RNA. The record is from the annotation of a GenBank genome assembly. Lineage: Eukaryota; Metazoa; Platyhelminthes; Cestoda; Cyclophyllidea; Taeniidae.